AUGGCCAAAGCAUCUUUCAAACCACCACUACAACCACCUACCACAUUGUACCAAUCAUCACUAUUUUGCCAAGGCACAAACAUGUAUCCUGCCAUGUAUGUGCCAAGGGACUACAAUACGUCAACCCCGAACUGGACUUGGACCAUUGGCAACUGUGGUCCCCCUUCGACCAUGCAAUCUAAUCUUCUCACAAUUCGAGAAACGAAACAAGGUGAGCCAACUAUCGAAGGUCUCCCGGUCUGCGUUGGUGAGUCGGUACUUAAUUUACCCAGCCCAUCUCCAGCCGCCAGUUUACAAGGCCAGAUAGUCAAGAGGCCGAACAAAGCGGAUAAAUCAGGCGGGAUGGAGAUGUGCUCUUCUGCACCCCUCACAAAUGUCUCAAGUACUCAUGCUAAACAAGAAAGGCGUACGGCUGAGCUUUCUAAGGAUAGCUUGAAGCACCUACAGGAGAAAAAAGACACGCUAGAAUGGAUUAUAUCGACAAGGGAUACAUCUACCGCUCUAUCUCCAUCACUUCCCACUUAUAGUCCCGAGUCUAGUUCCUGCAGUCUUGAGACUAUGCCUCGGCACUUUGUCCCAGGAGAGAACUUAGAAGAAUCAAGAGCUCUAGUAAUGGAGCUCUUCCGAACUCUUUCUCGUCAAGAUUGCGAGUCAAGUUCCGAUGAGCUUUCGUCAGCCGAGGGAAGUCCCGUUCACAGCAGAUAUUCCUCAACACCUCUUACAGAUGGAACUGGGACCUCUCCCAAGAGCGGGACCACUACUAGUAUUUCGAAUAUCGAGAGAAACCCCAAGCGCUCUCUCCCAGGAAGAGAUGGGUCGUUUCAAGAAGGUGAUGGGGAUGAGCCUCCGCGGAAGGAGUCCCGGCAGGACAAGAACCCAUCCAGUUCAGAGGCAAUAGCAUCUCUUCAGGGUCGCCCCCAGAUGCCUUGCCCCGUGCAAGAACCGCAGAAAUGCCAGGGAACGAAUGCCACAAUAUCGCAGCUUCUAAGAUCUCUCGAAGAGAGACACCGUAUCGUCAUAUGUCAAGGUUGCUGCUCAAAGGUUCACGUCCCUGAUGACGGAGGGAAGGCCGACAUUGUACGGAAGCGACAUAAAUCACAACCUUGCGAACUCCGAUGUAUCGGUACCACUUGUUCUGGCACUCCCAGCAAUGGGGCGCCGUAUCACAGCCGAACUGAAAACUGCCCGACAUGGCGAUCGCUCCCCAGCGAAAGCGAGGUGGUCUUUUAUCUGGACUCUCAUCAACCCCGGAGAGAGCCCGCUCGACCCGGACUUCUACAUAGGCCGAGAGGUGCUGAUAUAUGCGAUGCUCUGAUGCGAGAUAUAGAGGAGAGGGACAAGGGGCGUGUGUGUUUAGAAAGCGAGUUAGAGGCUGCACACGAGAGGAAUGUCCAACUGGAAGAGAGACAAAAGAAGAAGCUUGACAGCUUGGAGAAUAUCAUCGAGACCUUGCUUGAGCGUCUCGAAGAGAACAAAGUCAAAGUUCCAAACUCACUCCAAAAACGACUACAUGACGAGUGUCCCGGUGUUUUCUGCGAACCAGUUGCUAAGCUAAUAUCAAAACACUCGCAAGCACCCCCAACACCAUCCUCAACUCUCAAAGAUGGAAAUGCAGACCUGAGGCACCCUCGAUUGAGCCAACCAGUCACUGCAAUAUUUCAGCCUCCUCUGUUCUCAUCUGUCGGGUCUGGAGAUGGGUACUCUCAGCCGUUUGACAUUGAUUUCGGUGGAGAUUCAUUGACGAACUUCAAUUACACAGAUGAAGUCUUUGUCGACUCGAGUGAACAGCUACCAGAUGACGUGGCAUAA
Fusarium tjaetaba is the source of this 1809-nucleotide messenger RNA. RefSeq lists its product as uncharacterized. Lineage: Eukaryota; Fungi; Ascomycota; Sordariomycetes; Hypocreales; Nectriaceae. The coding region runs from base 1 to 1809 and encodes 602 amino acids. The record is from RefSeq and is a predicted model, not a curated record. The transcript is spliced from 3 exons.